Molecule: messenger RNA, 2134 nt
Organism: Neolamprologus brichardi
Lineage: Eukaryota; Metazoa; Chordata; Actinopteri; Cichliformes; Cichlidae
Source: RefSeq, a predicted model, not a curated record
CUGGGAACAUCCGAGACAUAUCAGUACACUACAGACCCUGCAGACGUUUAGUCACCUCUCAACAGCUCAACAGCUGCUGGUACUCUGGUAUUUAAUCAGAUGUGCUUCUGAGUUGUCAGUAGACUUGAAUAGAGGGAUUUAAAGCCGCUAACUGAUGAAGUUUUGGAGCAUGAGGGUGAGCCAAGUGUUGCAGUUGUCCACUUUACUGGUAGGACUUCACCAUGUCUGGUGUUCACCUGCACUAGGUCAGGUCCCUGUGUCUCAGGUGAAGAUGCUCUCGCUGGGUCUGGCUCACCUGCUGGAAGAGGUGACUGAGAACGUGGAGCGACUGGAGCAGCACGGAGAAAUGAUGGGAAGAGAGAUGGACGGGGCAACAAAGCGUUUGGAGAGCCUUCGUAAGAAAAAUAUACAAGUGGGACGGACUCACAAACAGGUGAGGAAGGUCCUGCAGACAUUGUCUGCCAGGAGGGACAGACAAUGGAGGACAGUCAGAGACCUGCAGAAGGAGUCGGAGGAUCUGGAGACUGAAAAGGCAGCCAUGCAACGCCGCAUGAACCGGAUCCUCCAGAGUAUGAGGAGCCUGACUGAGGCAAGGUCAGGGGGUGGGGCUUGCACUGGCAUCAGCUCCAUGAAGGUUCUCGUUGAUAAACAGGCCCGACGACUUGCCAGCCUGACCUCUGAGGUCUCUGCGUGGGAGAGAAUGAUCGACAGACGCCAGCAGUACAUCGAACAUCUGGAGAAACAGCUGUCUUCAGAUGCCUAAAAGCCUCCCGGCAGCGCAGAGGGUAGAGGUUCACCCAGACUGUGACCGAUGAGCACAGCUGCAUCAACAUUGUGACUCUGACCAACUUACAGGCUGAGACUGAUGCUGCAAAACUGACAAGGCAAACAGCUCUGACAGUCAGCCAUGUGAGACGUCAGUGCCUCUUUAAACGUGUGUGCCAUCUGCAUCUCACAAGGACAUAUUGUUUUUUUUUACAGCAUAAAGCAAAUAUUUUUACCCAAAACAUAAUAAAACAUCUCAAUUUCAAUAAAAUUAACUAUAAAUAUAUAUAUUAAAUAUCAAACCUCUUUUUACCAAUUUUUGAGCUUUGGAACCUAUUGCAAAAAGCUGUUUGGAUUCCUCAUCUAGUAUUUAUAAAUCAAAAUCAUCUCACCACUCCUCAGAUUUAUAUGGUGGCCUCUUAGAUAGGCCGGACUCUCAAGCUGGGCACCAGUGAGGAAACUAGCUAAGCAGUGUAGCAGUUAAUUAAAACAAUAACACCGCGUCUGUUUUGUGAAACUUCUUUUACUUUACGGGAGUUUCUUGUGUUAUUCAGAGUGCUUUAAGGCAGGGCUUUUACUUCUAAUAGAGCAUUUUUCUAUGUUAUUUAGAGUUCGUCUGUGUCAAAUAUGUUGUGGAAGUGUUCUGUCCUCAGUAAGAGCUGCCUGUUUCUAAAGGUUGUGGCUCUGGCUUUCACAAUGUUGUGGUGAUGAUGAAACGACUCACGAAGAUAGUUUGCUCACACUCACUGAAAUAAACAUGAGCGUAAUGAGACGGUUGUUCAGCACACCCACCGAUAAAACAAAUCAUCCAGUUGAGUCACACUGAAAUUUUUAAGAACUAAAAACUGAAAAGGCAAAGUUAGACUUGGUCAUGCUUUUAGACAUUAUUUAACUAACAAGUUACACGAUAGAACACAGAAAUUAAACGACUGUGCUAGAAUAUUGAACUAAGACUAUAUUCUGAGAUCCAGCAACUAUCGCACAGCUCCUUUACGAGUAACAGAGAAAACAGUGUUUGUCAUUUUGAUGUCACUGGCCAGAAAUUUGUUAGUAAUUGUUCGUGUUUUGACCUUGAUCCUACAUUACAGAUGAUCUGGAUGUUGGUUUUAUGUGUUUGUGUUGUGGCUGGGUCAUUCUUGAAAAUUAGAUUUUUGAUCUCAGUUAUACUUUUACCUGGAUACGUAAUGGACAUAUACUGCCUGGCUUAAAGAAGAAGAAGAAGAAAAAGAAGAAGCCUCCACCUGGAUUUAACUAAGCAAACAGGUAAACCAAGAAAACAGUUGAGAUUACUGGAGCUGCUGAAGCUAGGUUAAGAACUGUCCGAUGCAUUAUUAAAACCUGUGACAGUGGUCAACCAUCAAACUGCAGU